Brassicogethes aeneus is the source of this 2868-nucleotide messenger RNA. The record is from the annotation of a GenBank genome assembly. NCBI's taxonomy places the organism in Eukaryota, Metazoa, Arthropoda, Insecta, Coleoptera, Nitidulidae.
CGUAUUUAAUGUCAAAAUAGUCGUUCUUGUCUUUGAAUGUUGGAAGGUUAUUGUUAGAUAGUUAAAUAUAAAUAAUUAGGUUUAUAAUUGUGUUAACUUCAAUAUUAUGUACAAUCUUGAACUCAUUAAGGUGAUAUUUUUCCAUAUGUUUUAAUUGUGUUCACAAAGGCUAAUUUCCAAAAUAUUUUUCUUUCAUGAUGUCAAGGAAUAGCGAUUCUUAAAUACCGUAAUUUUGAAAUUCAGGGAACAUUGAAGCAAGCAUGCGCAGCUCGAUCGAAGGGGAAGAACCCCCGCACUCGUGUGCCGUGCCCUCCGCCCCUGGCUCGCGAAAAAAGAGGUUCCCUACCCGCUGGUCCCUGCGACAUUUGAUCUAUUCUAGUCCAAUUUUGAACAGAAGGAGAAAUCAAAGUGCAUCUGGUCCUUCAAAGAACACAACAAAAACCAACAAAGAAGCCCUAGAAGGAAGCACGUCAUCGAAAGUCCACCAAGUCGAAGUUCAUCAAAAUGCCAGCCGAAGCUCCUCGUCAUCUGGCGAAAAACGAAAAAGUCACACGCCAAUGAAGAGAAUAGAAUGCCCGGUAUGCCUAUUGGAACUCCCUCCAGAAAGAUUUUGCGAGCUGAACGCUUGCGGCCAUCGAGCCUGUGACAGUUGCUUUAAAGAGUAUCUAAGAGUGGAAAUAACCGAAUCCAGAGUUUGCAUCAAUUGUCCGGAAUGCUUCGAACCGAUGCAUCCCAAUGAGAUUCAGAAGAUUCUCAACAACCCCCGUCUGUUAGAGAAGUACGAGGACUUCAUGGUGCGCCGGGUGCUGCUGAUAGACCCCGACACGAGGUGGUGUCCGGCGCCGGACUGCGGUUUUGCUGUGAUAGCGAGCGAGUGCGCUAGCUGCCCGAAGCUGAAGUGCGAACGACCGGGUUGCGACUCGUACUUCUGUUACCACUGCAAGGCCGAAUGGCACCCCAACCAGACCUGUGAUGCCGCCAGGGCGCAGCGUUCGCCCAACAUACGUUCGUCCUCGAUCACAUACAGUCAGGACUCGCAACAUAGGGAUGAUAUAAAACCAUGCCCAAGAUGUCAAGUCCUAAUUGUAAAAAUGGACGAUGGUUCGUGCAAUCACAUGAUGUGUGCUGUGUGUGGAGCGGAAUUUUGUUGGCUGUGUAUGAAAGAAAUUAACGAUCUACAUUUUUUAAGUCCGUCUGGCUGCACCUUUUGGGGCAAGAAACCAUGGUCGAGGAAAAAGAAAAUCCUUUGGCAGCUUGGUACAUUGGUGGGGGCACCUGUCGGUAUUGCUUUAGUAGCCGGUAUAACUGUCCCAGCUAUGAUUAUAGGCAUUCCAGUCUGGGUUGGUAGAAAACUGUACACACGGUACAAGUCAGUGAACAAGCACAAGCGCAACGCCGCCAUCAUUGGGGGUGUUCUCGCUUCGGUUAUAAUUUCGCCAAUCCUUGCCGGUCUAGCAGUGGGAAUUGGAGUUCCGAUUCUUCUUUUUUACGUUUACGGGGUAGUUCCAGUUUCGUUGUGUCGGUCUGGGGGCUGCGGAGGGUCAAACGCCGCAGAAGAUGGUUCUGCCCUCGUCUCCAGGGCCGGAGACACCUCCUCCAUCGAUGCGGUCAGCACAAAGGGGCCUAACCCUUCCAUAGGUGAAGCAAGUCUGUCUAUGGCUAGUGGGAGUCAGGUGUUAAGAGAUGCGGACCGAGAAUCGGCGAGUGUCGUGGCGCUGUCGGGAAGCGUUGGACAGGGAGCUCAGCGAUUAUACGUUCACGCCGACUUGAUUUCCAAUCAAAGUCUCACGGAAUCUGUUAAUGUCAGCAUUACGGACGACGCAGGCGCGUCUGUUAGAGCUUUGGCUGGUUCAAUUAACAAUUAUAAGGCUGCAGGGAGCGAUUCUUGUAGCUGCGUGACUACAGAAGACUGCGUUUCCGAGCGGGUGAGGUUCGACGACAACGUCAGCUUCAUACAGGCGGAAAAAGCGAGCAUCGGCAGCAGCUGCAGCUUUCGCGCACGGUGCGCUGCCAUCACAAAGUCCGAUCGAGUCUACGACACGCUCAGCAACGACAGUAUCUACAUCGACAUCGAUGACAAGCCGAGAAAAUACUCAUCGACUGCAGCCCUGCUCCGCAGUCAGUUUUUCCAUUCGAUCAAUGACAACAAGCCAACUACCAAGAGUUUAGAGGAGAAGACUAUUAUCGAGGUUUCGAACGAAACUUUGGAUAAACAGUCGCUGCCUCUGAUCGACGAUAACGAAACUAAGGAAGUAACAUUCGACCCCAUUGCGCAAUCACCGGUGCCACAGAAAACAGCGUAUUCAAGUUUUGAGAAUUCAAAACUAUAGUAACCUUAAUGUUGCUCUUCUUUUGAAAGACUGGUGUGCAUAAAAUAUCGUAUUUAUUUAAAUCAUAAAUAUUCGUGCUAUUUACUUCUCUUAUCCAAAAUUUUAAAACAUUUUAAAUUUUCAUUUUUUUGCCUAUUUAUAUCCAAGUAUUUAGGGAAUAGAUUUAGUUUACAACAGAACCUAUAUCUACCUUGUUUAUAUUUUAUAUUUUGGACAUGACAAGAGAAUAGCACUAUCAGUAGUAUAAAUGUGGUUUUUAAUUUUUUUGAAACAUUAAGCUAUAUACCAAUAAAUGUAUAAUUGUAAAAAUAAGCCUACAAGUUUGGUAUUAUUUUAAGAUAUUGGAAAAGAUCUUUGUUUUAUAUUUUGUUUUAAAAAGAUAAGUUUAACAACCCUAUUUAUACCACCAUUAUGUAAAUUUGGCUUACAAUGUUGUUAUAAUAUAACUUAAAAUAUUGGAAACAAUAUUUUUAUAUUCUAGUUUACUGAUUAUGAUAUGUAUAAUUUUAAAUAGAAUAUCUUUAAAUUAUCCUUGUUU